Ruditapes philippinarum (Manila clam) is the source of this 2133-nucleotide messenger RNA. RefSeq lists its product as uncharacterized. The transcript has 6 exons. Gene Ontology annotation, cellular component: cytosol. Gene Ontology annotation, biological process: neurogenesis. The record is from RefSeq and is a predicted model, not a curated record. Gene Ontology annotation, molecular function: protein binding. The coding region runs from base 1 to 1995 and encodes 664 amino acids. Lineage: Eukaryota; Metazoa; Mollusca; Bivalvia; Venerida; Veneridae.
AUGACCGUUGUGACUUUAACACUGAAACAAGCACUAGAUGAGUUCGACUGGCACUCUUGUUACCAUGAGAACAUCAAUAUACACACAAACAAUGUAACAGAAAAUAUUUUAGAAAUCAGCAGCAAAUGUAUCCCUAAUAAAAUUGUCAGAAUACGCCGUAACGAUGAACCAUGGAUGAAUACAUCAGUCCGUAAAGCUAUUAGAAAUCGUAAAUGUGCAUACAGAAAGACCAAACGAACUAACAGCGAAACCUCUUGGGCAAAACUUAGGAAACUUCGUAAUGACACCGUCAUAUUACUACGACGCUGUAAACUUGAUUACUAUGAACAGAUGGCAAAUAAACUUAAAUCCGAACCUCUCUCACAUAACCAAACUUUACUGAAUGAUAGAGGUAAGGAAGUCCCACAAGCAACUCCUCCAACUGACACAAAUCUCCUAACAUCUCUGGUUCUUAGUCCGCAACAAAUAGAAGACGCAUUAAAUAAUCUUUCUACAGGAAAAGCAUCAGGCCCAGAUGGAAUAAACAACCGUAUUAUCAAAGAAUCAUCAGCUGAAUUAUCAAUCCCUCUCCGUUCUCUCUUUAAUCACUCUCUUCGUUCAUGUGUAGUUCCUGAAACUUGGAAAGACGCAAAUAUCCACGGUGCUGUCGGUAGAAAAGUGUUAAACUUGUACAGCCUUAUAAACAGUGAUUAUGUACAACCCGGAUGGGCAAGGUUGAUCAAGUACAACAGUAGCAUGGAUGAUUCUAAUAGAUCGACAGAUUUACCAGCGUCUGAAACUGAACAUAAUGAAAGAAGUCGACAAAAUGGCGGUACUAUUAAAGAAGAUACGGGCUAUUUUUGUCUCUCCGAGCGUCUGUCUGACGUCUGGUUCUCUUCUAAAAAAAGCUCUGUAAAAAUCCCCGCCCACAAGAUGUUGUUGAGCAUGCGCAGUGAAGUAUUUGAAGCGAUGUUUUAUGGACCAAUGGCUGAGAGUUGUGACACGGUUAUUAUAGAAGAUAUUGAAAUGGCUACAAUGAAAUUACUUCUAAGGUACAUCUAUACUGAUGAUGUCACUCUAGAUGGUAAACAUGUCAUGGAAUGUUUGUAUGCUGCUAAGAAAUAUGCGUUACAUGGUUUAGUUAAUAAAUGUUUACAGUUUCUAGAGGAUGCUAUUAAUGUAGAGUCUUCGUGUGCCAUCCUUGAGCAGACGAAAUUUUAUGGUGAAACACGCCUUCAGGAAAAAUGUUUCGACUAUAUUGUUGAAAAUUCUAACGGUGUAUUUAGGACAGAUGGUUUCCGCACACUUUCUUCUGAUAGUCUUUAUCAAAUUAUAGAAUGCAAUCAUCUAGCUAGCGAUGAAUCUGUCAUUUUCACGGCGGCAAAAAUUUGGGCCGAACAUCAGUGUAAGACGAAAAACCUAGAGGUGACCCCAGUUAAUGUCAGGUCAUGUCUAGGUGAUAUCAUAUAUUUGAUCAGGUUUCCCGUAAUGUCUAUAGAAACAUUUGCACAACAAGUGGCUACAACAGAAAUUCUAACGAGUGAAGAAAUGUUAAAACUGUAUCACCACCUUGCGACGAAAUCUUCGUCCUUGGAAAAAGCAGAUAUGAUCGGCAAGUUUUCAUGUAGAAGGAGAACUGUAGUAUUACAUAUAGAUGACACCGUUAUAACACAAUCUUAUGAAGGAUGUGUGGUUCUCCUUAACACAUCCGGUCCUGUAAAACUAGUAUCAAUAAAAGGUGACUUCGCAUCACAAGUUUGUAAAAUAAACGCAUCUAAUGCAGGGCGACAAGACAUCGCCUUCUGUGUGAACAAAGAUGAACUUACUUUUAAGGAACCGUUGUUAGUGCGACCACAUUCAGGAAAUGUUCAGAUUGUUUUAAAUUUAAAUCAAGAACUGACUUCUUAUAUUUGGUCCUCUAAUGUGAAUUUGUCUCGCACCGUAAAGAACACAACCAUUAAUGUAAGAAGAGUUCCGCGCGGUUUACAUUAUCUCGUGUUUGAGGAAGUAUCAUAAUAAUAUAUGUACGUGAUAUUUUCAAAUAUUUUUAUCAUACAAGUAUAUGAUAAAGUUCAUUUAAAGUACUAGACAACAGUAAAUGUAAGAUAAGAUGUUAAGCAUGAAUGUGUACACAUUAAAUUAUGACUACUUGCA